This is a messenger RNA of Acipenser ruthenus (sterlet), 4247 nucleotides long. RefSeq names its product epithelial splicing regulatory protein 2-like. Gene Ontology annotation, cellular component: ribonucleoprotein complex; nucleoplasm. NCBI's taxonomy places the organism in Eukaryota, Metazoa, Chordata, Actinopteri, Acipenseriformes, Acipenseridae. The record is from RefSeq and is a predicted model, not a curated record. The transcript is spliced from 16 exons. Bases 89 to 2521 code for a protein of 810 amino acids. Gene Ontology annotation, molecular function: mRNA binding. Gene Ontology annotation, biological process: regulation of RNA splicing.
GUGUCUGCACGUCACACCCUUACCUUUUGGAAAGAGCCAAUGGCCUUAUCCUCUUGGGAGAUUGACUAGAUCGCAUGGGUUGAACCAAAUGCAGGUAACCAAGAGAAAGAAAAAAAUCCUCAGCGCUUGUUAUGGUGUCAGAGUGAAAGGGACCCGAAGCUUUUUUUGUUCAUUUACCAGUCAGACCAGAAACUCGGGAAAAGGAACACACGCACACGAGUCUGGACCAGUUUUCUGCCCCUUGUGGUCCCCCCUGAUGGCUUCGCACAAUGAUACUGUGGUGGUGUUGUUUGGGGCAACAGCUGGUGCAAAUGGGGUUAAACUGGGUUCGGAUGAGAGGGAAUUAAUUCUCUUGGUGUGGCAAAUUGUGGAUCUGCAGAACAAAAAGGUGGGAGAAUUACACAGGUGCCUUGUAAAACCCGAUAGUCUGGAACUAGCAGAGCAGUGUAAAGAAGACACGGCUCUGAAUUUGGAAGACAUUUCUAAAGCCGAGCCUUUAGACGACGUUCUGCAACAGUUUCACCAGUCCGUGUCGAGCGAGCUGAAGGACCUGGGUAGGAGCUCCUUCACACUCUGCACAGACGGGCCCUUGCUGAUCAGACAGGUCUUCCAUCCAGAGGCCUCCAACAAGAAUCUGGUCCUGCCAGAUUGUUUUUAUUCCUUUGUUGACCUGCGGAAGGAGAUUCACAAAUGUUGUCCCGACUCCGGCUCUGCGCAGGAUCACACCCUGUCCUCCAUGGCAGAAUAUUUAAACAUCCCUACAGAAAACACAGAGACAAGCGCAGGGGUCUGGGAGGUGAAAACUAUGGCGACAAUCGUUUUACGACUUCUUUCUGAACCACACAAUCACAAAUUCACAGACUUUGAGACCGUGAAGUACAACUUUGAAACCGGCGCCUGCAGGAAGUCGGAGGCUGUGGACAGCGAGACAGUGAUCCGAGCCAGGGGACUCCCGUGGCAGUCUUCAGACCAGGACAUUGCCAGGUUCUUCAAAGGACUCAACAUCGCCAAGGGCGGGGUGGCGCUGUGCCUCAAUGCACAGGGCAGGCGAAAUGGAGAGGCACUUGUUCGGUUUGUCAGUCCAGAGCACAGAGACCUGGCUCUGGGGAGACACAAGCAUCACAUGGGCAGCAGGUAUAUAGAGGUUUAUAAAGCUACAGGAGAGGAAUUUUUAAAAAUAGCAGGUGGCACUUCCAAUGAAGUUGCCCAGUUCCUGUCAAAGGAGAACCAGGUGAUCAUCCGCAUGCGCGGGCUGCCCUUCACCGCCACCGCGGAGGAGGUGCUCAGCUUCCUGGGUCCAGACUGCCCUGUGACGGACGACAAGGAGGGGCUGCUCUUCGUCAAGUAUCCUGAUGGGAGGCCCACGGGGGACGCCUUUGUGCUGUUUGCCUGCGAGGAGUAUGCUCAGAACGCCAUCAAGAAGCAUAGGGAGAUCCUGGGCAAGCGCUACAUAGAGCUGUUCCGCAGCACUGCGGCAGAGGUGCAGCAGGUGUUGAACCGGUACAUGUCCACACCUCUGAUCUCCACCCUGCCACCCCCCAUGCUGCCGGUGAUCCCCCAGCCCUUCAUCACGACGGGGCCGGCACGGGACUGCGUGCGGCUCAGGGGCCUCCCCUACACCGCCACCAUCGAGGACAUCCUGGAGUUCAUGGCCGAGUUCACAGUGGACAUCAAGCCCCACGGCGUCCACAUGGUCCUCAACCAGCAGUGGCAGUCUCCUGUCCCGUGCCAGGGUCGCCCAUCUGGGGAUGCCUUUAUUCAGAUGAAGUCCGCGGAGCGCUCCUUCCUGGUGGCUCAGAAGUGCCACAAAAAGAUGAUGAAGGACCGCUAUGUGGAGGUGUUCCAGUGCUCCGGGGAGGAGAUGAGUUUUGUUUUAAUGGGUGGCACUUUAAACCGUAGUGGCUUGUCCCCACCGCCAUGUAAGUUACCAUGCCUCUCCCCACCUGGCUAUGCUUUCCAGACUGCUGCCGCAGUGAUCCCCGAAGCAGCGCUUUACCAGCCUCAAGCCCUGCUGGCCUCUCCCAGGACUCCCCAACCCCCUGCCCCCACAGCGCCCCCUGCUAUCACUUACUACUCCACACAGGCCCACGCGCACGCCCACGCCCAGGCCCAGGCCCAGGCACAGGCUCAGCUCUACAUGAACAUGAGCAUGAAUAUGAACAUGAACUACACUGCAUACUACCCGAGCCCCCCUGUCUCCCCCACCACCAUGGGUUACUUUGCUGGUCCACACGGCUCCAUGGUCGCUGCCCAGGCCUCCCCCAGCGCCAUGCUGCCCCAGCCGGGAGCCCUGGUCCGAAUGCAGGGGCUGCCCUACAACACCGGCGUCAAGGAGAUCCUCAGCUUCUUCCAGGGAUACCAGCUCCACCCAGACUCUGUUCUCGUGCUCUACAACUUCAGCGGCCAGUGCAGCGGGGAGGCGUUGGUGACUUUUCCGAAUGUUGACACGGCGAAGCAAGCCGUGGCUGAGAGAUCGGAGCGGACCCUGGCAGGUCGCUACAUCAACCUCUUAGUGGUAUAAUCUGAGAGGGGAGGGGGGGGGGGGGGGGGGGGGGGGGGGGCAAGGGAAAAAGAGCUGACAAACAAAAUGGAGCACUGUGCCUUUAAGAGACUGAAAUGGAAGAUCUUGUGUUUUUUUCUUUUUUUUUUGUAUUUUCUCAAAGUGCCUUAGAAUCUGAGGACUUAUGUUCAGAUUUCUUAUUUAAAUGUUUUUUUUUUUGUUUUUUUUUAGCAGUAGAAGAGAGAGAUGAGAAAUGUACAAUAAAUAAAUCUCAGGUAGCCACUGUCUUGGUGCAUGAUGCAUGGUGCACUGACCACUGCACUGCAACCCGGUGCCAGACAUGUUCACACCAAACCAGCAUGUGUUAGUAUUCAUGGCUGGGCCUGCGCUUGACCUUGGGGGGCUCGGUGGUAAUGAUAUAUAAUAUAAUGAGAGAUCCUGCUCUAGUUACAUCACAAACCUAAACCUGGUCAAAGGAGAGCCAGCAGCCACUCCUUAUUAUUAUUAUUAUUAUUAUUAUUAUUAUUAUUAUUGGGUUUUUUUCUUUCUAUUUUUGCAAAGCAGUUGGGAGCCCAGCAGAAUCUUUGUUUAUAAACACAAAGGAGUUGUCCGAACAAAAUGUGAAUGAAACCAUUUCUUAUUAACUCUGGGUCCACAAAGUAAAUGUUGGGUCGUUCCGGUUGAUCUUCUAAAGGGCUGUGUGCUUCACUGCUUUGAAAGCUAGAAUGAAGCUUCUGCCUUCACCUGUCAACCUGAGUUCAUGACCAGAGAUCCUCAAAAGUGCCACAAAAAAUGAAUUAAAAAAAAUAAAUAAAUAAAAAAAAUAACUACUUUUAUUAUUUUAUUUAAGAAUAUUAUCUUUAAAACUAAUUGUAGGCAAUGUUAGUUUGGGCUACAUUAAAAUAAACUAAUACCUUUUAUUUUAAAGCAAUUCUUUUGAAACUGAUUUUUUUUUGCCUUUGUCUACUGUUUAAAACUCCUGGAGAGUGUUACUUUUCUUUUAUUUUACCCCCCCCAUACAGCUUCAGGAUGCAUUAUUCCUCUUUAGUUAUAAUUUUUUUUUAGAGACUCCACUGCAGUCCGUUUCCAGAUUGUUGUCGUCGUCUCCGUCGUCUCCUCUCUCUCGUCGUGGUUCCUCUACUGCCCUCUAGUGUAGGAGAAUUAGAAUUGCCCACCCAACACAGUAGCAGCAACAGUUGCUAUGGGAGAGCCUCCCUGUACUUGCUGUUCCACCUGUUGUUACCAGCAAGAUUCCAAGGGGGGUGGGGUAAAUCUCAUUCCAACUAAACACAUCUUGGUGUGUGUAUACUGUACACAGAACUGUUUUUGACAUUGAUUUACUUUGUGGUCUAAUGUGCAUCCAAAGUGUUAAGCCGAGUCUGUGUAUUCCUGAAGGGGGGGAGGUACCUGUUUUCAGUUAUUGUGCCUUCUAGAGCAUGUUUAAUGUAGAUUUUCUUUUUUCUUUUUCUUGUAUAUACCUAUAAGCUAUGUGAAUGUGUUUGUACAUGAUCUGGUUCCAUGUGUGAAUGUCCUGUGCAGUCCAAGCACUCAACCCUUAUGCCUUAAUUAAACACAGUGCAAUACCAGCAGAACAAAGUGGGAAAGAUCCUCGUGGGAGGUUGAGCUGUAGAGUUUGUUUCUUUUUUUUUUUUUUUUUUAACACAAGUUUGAAACUUGCAUGGAUUUAGAAAGAUAUGUAUGCAUCUUUAUAUUAAAAAAAAUAAUAAUAAUAAAUGAAAAAAAUUUA